GGCUAGUGAAUCGCGCCAUUUCAAAGCUCAAGCCAUUCCAGAAGACCAGGCGAUUUAUGGAGUUUCAUCUUCUCACCCAGCUCGCCGGAGCAAUAUGGCAGAGCAGGCCCCCAUAACGUUUGACACAGACGGACAUCUACGAUACAAUGCACGUUCGAAGUCAGACUUCUUGUCUGCACACCAGGUCAAGCAACUCUACCUGGCAAGCUCGAUUCACUCCACCUGCCGCAUCGAGGUGUUGCAAUCGAGUGUAUCAAGCUUCGGCUAAAGGCGCACGAAGAGUCUCGGUCUCGCGCUGGACUGUCAUAGCCACUUGUCGUUGGACGAAAGCGUCUCGAGAGUGAAGGCGAGAACUCUAGGAUUGCUGCGCCGCGCUACUCGUCACGUCACAGUGCAGAUCGUGUGUGACGUAGCCACACUGCUGGGAGGCGCACAUAAGCUCAGAUUUCUACCACGGUGGUGGUAAAUACCGGCUCUAUUCAUGGGAUCAAGUAUUCGCGCGGAAGGGGCCGCGAAGGGUGUAACCUCCACCGUAUGCGCUGAACGUGAUAAGGCUCGAGGAACAGUGAUAGACUGACAGUGCGCGAACAGCUCGGCAAUGCAGCCGGCGGCGUCUCGCGUACGGUGGGCGGCGGUCUUGGUGCU
Molecule: messenger RNA, 645 nt
Organism: Baudoinia panamericana UAMH 10762
Lineage: Eukaryota; Fungi; Ascomycota; Dothideomycetes; Mycosphaerellales; Teratosphaeriaceae
Exons: 2
Coding region: 147-344 (65 amino acids)
Source: RefSeq, a predicted model, not a curated record